ACCAAAGACCUAGAGUUUUGGUUCGAGGACGGAAACGUCAUCCUUGUGGCACAAGACUACGAGUUCCGCGUAUUCAAAGGGGUUCUAGCCCACCACUCAUCCGUUUUUCGCGACAUGUUCUCGCUCUCUCGACCUAUCUCUGCCGCUCCCGUGGAAAGCUCGGCCGUCGUCGAUGCGUGUCUGGUCGUCCACUUGAGCGACUCGCCGGAGGACCUCAGGCACAUUCUACGAACGUACCUACCUGGAAUCAAUCCGAAUCAACAGAACCCCUCCUUCGACGCGGUCUCUGCCCUCAUCCGCCUCGGCCACAAGUACCAAAUGCAGGCGCUCGUCGCGCAAGGCGUGCAAUACCUAAAACGCUGCUUCACCGACGACCUCCGCACCUGGUCCGCAGGCAAGUUCUACGACUCUAAUUGCCCAAUCCAGAAACGGCACGCAAUCGGCAUCGUCAACCUCGCCCGCCUCAUCAACGAGCCCUCGCUGCUCCCCACCGCGCUCCUCAUCUGCUGCGCGCUCGACAGCGACAUCGUGUGCGGGUACACGCGCGAGGACGGCACGCAAGAGACACUCACGCUCGCGGACAUCGGGCGCUGCUUCGCCGCGCGC
Trametes versicolor FP-101664 SS1 is the source of this 606-nucleotide messenger RNA. RefSeq lists its product as uncharacterized. Gene Ontology annotation, molecular function: protein binding. The transcript is spliced from 2 exons. The annotation marks the transcript as partial. The record is from RefSeq and is a predicted model, not a curated record. Lineage: Eukaryota; Fungi; Basidiomycota; Agaricomycetes; Polyporales; Polyporaceae.